Molecule: messenger RNA, 300 nt
Organism: Aspergillus puulaauensis
Lineage: Eukaryota; Fungi; Ascomycota; Eurotiomycetes; Eurotiales; Aspergillaceae
Exons: 1
Coding region: 1-300 (99 amino acids)
Source: RefSeq, a predicted model, not a curated record
AUGGAACAGGGUCGUGACAGUAAUUUCAGCGCGCAAGAGCAGGCUGUCUCCGAAUCGCUCAUCAAAGUGAUACCAGUCGCCCGGGAUGAAUCUCGAACAAGGGGGCUGCUAUUAAUAUAUUGCUGGAGUCUGAGUCUGAGCCUGGACAUGGCAACACUUCACAGCCUGCAAUCAUCUGACCGAAUCAAAGUCUUCCAAUUUUGUUCAUCCAUCAUUUUGAUCUUUUCUCUCUCCAUCUCCAUUCCCUUCUUUGCCGUCCUCUUCAACUUCCCACCCCCUCUUUUCUAUCUUGCAAGUUGA